AUGGUUGGGUUCAGAGUAGAGGGUCUGGCGGUUAGGUUUAGGCACAAAGGCAGCCCGGUGUCUGGACGCAGCGGCAGCGGGCAGGUGUGUCUGGAGAGGCAGCUGUUCUUCAACAUGUCCGUCCUGCAGCCCGUGGAGCUGCUGUCUCUGGCUCGCCUGGAAAUCGCCUUCCACUGGGAGCCCCUCAGACCCGCCGACCUCCUGCAGGGCCCCCGGGCCGUCAGCUUGUCCCUGCACACAGUGAUCCGAGCCACCUUGAAGGGGGCCGACCCUCGGGCCAGCCGCAGACUGCUGCUGUCGCAGUCGCUCCAGCUGCAGGCGGAGUCCUCCUCCGUCACCCUGGACCUGACGCCGGUGGCGGAGAGCUGGCGUAAACCGGGCCAUAAUUACGGUUUGGUUCUGGAGCUGCUCCCUGUCAGCGCAGAUCCCGAGGAGCUGCUUCCGUUUUAUCCUGGACACUCCCUCCCACUGGAGCCAGCCCCCACCUUCCCACUGGUUCAGGCCUCGCUGGUGGCGGUGUCCUUGAACCCCGACCAGUGUCGCUCCCGGCAGAGGCGGAGCUCCGUGCCGGUGAGCCUCAGCAACGUGUGCAAGGCUCGCCGCCUCUACAUCGACUUCAAAGACGUGGGCUGGCAGGACUGGAUCAUCGCCCCCCAGGGCUACUUGGCCAACUACUGCCACGGCGAGUGCCCGUUCCCGCUCAGCGAGAGCCUGAACAGCACCAACCACGCCAUCCUGCAGACCCUGGUGCACUCGCUGGACCCCCGGGACACGCCUCAGCCCUGCUGCGUGCCCGUCCGCCUCUCCCCCAUCUCCAUGCUCUACUACGACAACAACGACAACGUGGUGCUCCGCCACUACCAGGACAUGGUGGUGGACGAGUGCGGGUGUCGAUGA
Molecule: messenger RNA, 897 nt
Organism: Nematolebias whitei (Rio pearlfish)
Lineage: Eukaryota; Metazoa; Chordata; Actinopteri; Cyprinodontiformes; Rivulidae
Gene: gdf3
Product: growth differentiation factor 3
Exons: 2
Coding region: 1-897 (298 amino acids)
Biological process (GO): SMAD protein signal transduction; BMP signaling pathway
Cellular component (GO): extracellular region
Molecular function (GO): growth factor activity; cytokine activity
Source: RefSeq, a predicted model, not a curated record